This is a messenger RNA of Jatropha curcas, 1862 nucleotides long. Its product is annotated as protein PIN-LIKES 3. The record is from RefSeq and is a predicted model, not a curated record. Gene Ontology annotation, cellular component: membrane. Gene Ontology annotation, biological process: endoplasmic reticulum to cytosol auxin transport. NCBI's taxonomy places the organism in Eukaryota, Viridiplantae, Streptophyta, Magnoliopsida, Malpighiales, Euphorbiaceae.
CAUCAACUUUUCCUUGCGAACUUGUGAUGUAAUGUUUCAGUGAAUGGUGCUAAUGCAAAAAGGUUCAUUAGUCUCAUACGGCAACUGCAGCUCCAGUCCUUCAUUGUUUGGUCCAAUUAUGAACAAGUGCUUUUAUUCCAUUUCUGUCUAUACUAUGUCUAUUGUUUCACUCCUAUGUCCCAUCUGUCCCUAAGUCACUUGCAGAAGCCAAACGAAAAUCAUAUACUAAAUAUCAUUUUUUUGCUUUUCUUCUCUGCGUAAAUCUGGUGUUUUUCAUUUCAAUUGAACUUCUUUAGUAGAUCCUUCCUUUCUUUCUUCUUUGUAGCCAUGAUAUGAUAUGACUCUGGCGGGAGCAUGUUUUUGAAUCUGAAACGUGGUUUAAGUUUACCCGUGCGGUGAUAAUGAUCUCUGGGAAUGCCUUAACUGUUGCGUUUUGCGUUGUGAUAUUAUCUCCUCCAUUAUAUUCCAAGUCAAAAACCUUUUUUUUUCUCUCUUAAUUAGAUCGAGCUUUGAUUGCUAUAAAAAUUUUGGAUAAACAUGGCGCUUUUGGAUCUCUUCAUUGCUUCAUCAAUUCCGGUGUUGAAAGUGCUAAUGAUAACUGGACUGGGAACAUUUCUUGCUUUAGAUCGCGUGGAUAUCUUGAAGGGUGAUGCUAGGAAGCACGUAAAUAAUGUUGUGUUCUACGUAUUCAGUCCGGCCCUCGUGGGCACAAAACUUGCUGAAACGAUUACAUAUGAGAGCAUAGUGAAGAUGUGGUUCAUGCCAUUAAAUAUUCUCAUCACGUUUAUAAUUGGCUCAAUGCUUGGAUGGAUUCUUGUUCAACUUACAAGGCCUCCCUCACACCUACGUGGCCUCAUUGUGGGUUGCUGUGCUGCUGGGAAUUUAGGGAACAUGUUGCUUAUUAUGAUCCCAGCAAUUUGUAAAGAAAAAGGAAGUCCAUUUGGAGCUCCCGAUGUCUGUCAGUCAUAUGGAUUGGCUUAUGUUUCACUCUCAAUGGCGAUAGGAGCUGUUUAUCUAUGGACUUAUGUGUACAAUAUUGUGCGGAAAUCUACAGCCGGGACAGGAAAAGAAUCUCCAGGAGAAACCUGCACAGAACCGCUGCUUCCUUCGAAGGAGUCUUUGCCAUAUGAAAACCAUAUCCAUGAAUAUGCGCUGCCUGUCUCUAAAUCAGAUGGCCAACCUGAGGACUUUCCCUCUUAUAAGCGACUAAUAAGGACUGUGCUUGGAAGUAUUGGAAGUAUUAAUUGGAAGACAGUAUUUGCACCUUCCACCAUAGGAGCGAUUGUUGGAUUCGUAAUCGGACUCGUUCCGUAUAUCCGCAAGUUACUGAUUGGGGUUGAAGCUCCUCUUCAUGUAAUUCGUGACACUACUUCCCUGCUGGGAGAAGCAGCCAUCCCAACUCUCACUCUGAUUCUUGGGGGGAACCUUCUGAAAGGUUUGAAAGGGCAAGGGAUACAAAAGUCUGUACUUUUUGGUAUCAUAGUUGCUCGUUAUAUUGCAUUGCCCCUUAUUGGCAUUGUCAUUGUUAAAGGAGCUCUCCGUUUUGGUUUUAUUCCUUCGGAUCCUUUGUAUCAAUUUGUUCUUCUGCUGCAGUUUGCAGUUCCACCUGCUAUGAACAUAGGUGUUAUCACUCAGUUGUUUGGAGCAGGUGAAACUGAAUGUUCUGUAAUUAUGUUCUGGGCCUACGCUUUGGCUUCCGUUUCACUUACUCUUUGGUCAACAAUUUUUAUGUGGCUAGUAGCUUAGUUCUGGUAAUAAUUUUUUAUAUGUGCUUAAUUAUUGUUCUACAGCAGUCAAUUUUGAACUUUUUAUUUAUUUAUUUAUUUUUUUGCCCCUGAACAUAGUGAGGAAAUUUCAACAAA